CUGUCGUCCGUCAAAUUGCGUUACCACCAUGGGUUACCACACUGAUGAAACAGGCCCUUAAGUUGUUAUGAAUUAUUAUUGACAAUUUGACAUUAUACCUAUUGGUAUUUGGCAAUUUUGGCAUUUGCAAUUGCACAAUUGAAAACAAUUAGUAGGUACACACAGUUAUAUAAUCUUGUGGUUUAAAUCUAUAACUAAAAAGUAAUAAAACAUGAGUUUUAAAUGAAUAAUCCUUUUGGAUUAUUAUUUCGUAUAAAAAUAAAUAUUGAAAUUAUCAGAAAUAUGUCUCACAAAGUGUUCGUGUAUGGUACAUUAAAACGCAAUGAGCCCAAUCACCACUGGCUCACAAAUCCGGAUCAUGGUGUGGGAAUGUUUGUCAGUGAGGGAAAAACUAAAACUAAAUACCCUUUGAUAAUAGCAACUAAAUAUAAUAUUCCCUUCCUGCUGUACAGUCCAGGGGAUGGUCAUCAUGUUAAAGGUGAAGUGUAUGAAAUUGACGACACAAUGCUAAGCAAACUAGAUAUAUUGGAAGAUCACCCCAACUACUACAUACGAGUAAUCGAUGACAUUAUUGUGAACAAUGCUGGAAAAGAAGAAAUAGAAAAAUGCUGGGUGUACUUCCUAAAGAACUUCAGACCGGAGUUGUUGGCCAAGGAACAAUUUGAGAACUACACAUCCGAAGGAUCCCACGGAUUGAAAUACUUGGAAAGGUCCAAAAGAGAUCCAAAUGAUAACUACUAUCCAGAAGUUAAACGAUGAAUUUGAGAAUAAAUUAGUUAGUAAUAAUGAAUCGACGAUAGAUGAUCUCGACGACGAUGGCGACGUUCAACAGAAAUGACUUGAUAAAUAAAUAU
Melitaea cinxia (Glanville fritillary) is the source of this 854-nucleotide messenger RNA. Its product is annotated as putative gamma-glutamylcyclotransferase CG2811. Lineage: Eukaryota; Metazoa; Arthropoda; Insecta; Lepidoptera; Nymphalidae. Gene Ontology annotation, molecular function: gamma-glutamylaminecyclotransferase activity. The coding region runs from base 223 to 759 and encodes 178 amino acids. The record is from RefSeq and is a predicted model, not a curated record. The transcript has 5 exons.